CUCAGAAGUUGAAAGUAAACAGAGCAACAUGAAACUAUGAUAGAGUACUUUAUUACAUCUUUUCAAAAAAUAUACAAGAGAUUUGAAGUUUCAGUUAUGUCCCGUCAGCGCAUCUUCGUGAUCAGCGUUGUAAAACGUUUCUGUCAAAAUCAACUUUACUUACAAUGAAGACAAUGGAAAAGUUUACAGUCGCCGAGAAGAGGUGGUUGCUGGUCGGGAUGGCUCUGCACAAAAUCGUCCACCCGGCGAUCUGCCAGGCCCUGCGGACUGAAGCGGGACACCCCGUACCGUACGGCUGUAUGGACAUUUCUGAGGCUAUAGAGCAGCUCUGCAGCAAAACCGUCUUUGAACGUCAGCUGAAGGACGCAGCCACGCAACUACGCUCGAAAGUCCGAAACAAGUGGGGCCAUCCCAUCAUGAAUGAGUGGAUCACCAAGGACCAUUUCCACCAAUGCUUCGUCGCCAUGAGAAAGGUCAUUGACCUUCUGCCGUUCUCCAGUCCUGCCGUCAGGGAAAGAACCAGCAUGCGUCUGUCGAGGUUUGAAACGGCGGAUUCCAUGGGAAAUAUCUUACUCAAUCCCUAUAACUUCUUUCCUGGUGGAGACAACGGACAAACUGUGGUGGUGUCCCAUCAGCCCUCCUCAGACUGUUGUGAGGCGUGUGGCCACACUCCCUACCCCUCCCCUCCUGGCCAAAAUCACCCCUCUGCCGCCAAUGGGAACCACCCAAUUUUGUAUUACAUAGAAAAGAAGGUACGUGGCAAAAACGUCAAGGAGGCAUCAAAUUCCACGUUUUCUUGGCUACACCUCGCAGGCGGAGUCACGAUAGGGGUUGCUGUGGGGAUCCUCCUCGCAAGUGUUCCUGGGAAGUGUUGUGGAGUAGUUCGUGACGGGUCCUUGCCGAUUUCUCUCCUCAAGUUGCAAGAUAUGAUACAAGCAUACAGUCAUCUCCGGUUUUCAGGCUGAUAUUAUUUUUUGUGCUUGCAAGCAAUGAGAUGCACUGAACAGAGUUUUUCCACCAAACUUCA
Molecule: messenger RNA, 1027 nt
Organism: Branchiostoma floridae (Florida lancelet)
Lineage: Eukaryota; Metazoa; Chordata; Leptocardii; Amphioxiformes; Branchiostomatidae
Exons: 4
Coding region: 165-965 (266 amino acids)
Source: RefSeq, a predicted model, not a curated record